AUGUCAUCGUUAGGAUCUGAAAGAGUUUUGUCCAAAUCUCGCCGUCGUUUUACAACGGAUACACUUUUUCGUUUAAUAACUCAAAGUAAUCAAUAUGAUGAUAUUCGUUCAUCUUCUUUACAUGAUAAUGAAUCAAUAUCAUCCUAUACAAAUGGAUAUUUAUCUGAAUGUGAUCUUCGUCAUCUAUGGUCUCUUUUAUCACAAAUGAUUCGUAAACGUUUACUUAAACAUGAACCAUGUUUAUUACCUGAAUUAGGUGCAUUUGUUUUAAUUGAUCAUCCAUCAUUGGAUAAUAUUAAUAAUCCAAUAAAAGAACCAUUUUUUGUAUUAGAUACAACAUUUGCUCGUCGUCAUCGUUUAUCACGUAUUAAAAAACCAAAUUUAUCAUCAGCACUUUCACUUUCACUUCAAGCUAAUGGAAAUUCAACACAUAUUGAACCAAAUACAACAUUAUCAUCAUUUAAUAUGCAAACAUUAGAUUAUACAUCAUUACAAAAUGAAUCAGGUUUAACACGUGAACAAUUAAUGAUGGGUAUAUCACAAAUAUUUGCUAUGAUUGAUAAAGAAAUAAAUCCAUAUGGAUAUUGUUUUUUAGAAUUUCCUCAAUUAGGACAUUUUAAAAUUUCAUUUGGUUUGGGUACAUUUGAUUUUAGUGAGAUGUUUGUUGAAGAAUUUAAAGCAACAAUUAAUAAUACAAUAAACGACAAAUAA
This is a messenger RNA of Rotaria sordida, 711 nucleotides long. NCBI's taxonomy places the organism in Eukaryota, Metazoa, Rotifera, Eurotatoria, Philodinida, Philodinidae. The record is from the annotation of a GenBank genome assembly.